Messenger RNA from Aspergillus melleus, 1026 nucleotides. RefSeq lists its product as uncharacterized. The transcript has a single exon. The record is from RefSeq and is a predicted model, not a curated record. Bases 1 to 1026 code for a protein of 341 amino acids. NCBI's taxonomy places the organism in Eukaryota, Fungi, Ascomycota, Eurotiomycetes, Eurotiales, Aspergillaceae.
AUGGCAACUGCUCAAGACCCGUUAGAUGGGAUAUCGGGUGUGCUCGAGAACGGUGGGGACGGCAUCAAAGCAACAUUGUUCCUCUUUAUCUCCGUCGCCUGUUAUAAUGCGGUGGAGCUGGUGGUUCUCGUCCUGUCCACUUUCCGACGCUGGCGAGGACUUUAUUUUUGGAGUUUGCUCCUCUCGGGCUGCGUCGGAGUGGUGCCAUAUUCUUUGGGUUUCUUGUUGAAGUUCUUCACCAGCGCCACUUCCAUCCUGUCGGUUACCAUGCUCAGCAUCGGCUGGUGGACCAUGGUCACGGGUCAAUCCUUCGUCCUCUACUCGCGUCUUCACCUGGUUAUUCGUGACGAACGAAUCCUUCGGCGCGUCCUCUGCAUGAUCAUUUCCAACGUCUUCCUUCUUCAUGUGCCUACGACUAUCUUGACCUAUGGCUCGAACGUCGACAACCCACCACGCCUCUUUGUGCGGGGAUACAAUAUCAUGGAGAAGCUGCAGAUGACCGGCUUCACGAUCCAAGAAGUGAUCAUCUCGGCACUGUACGUGUGGGAAACCGUCAAGAUGCUCCGGCUGGGGUCGGAGCCCUCCAAACGAAAGAUCAUGCACCAGCUCGUGGGAAUCAACGUGUUGAUGUUCGUCAUGGACUUGGUACUCCUGGGCCUGGAGUACGCCAACUACUAUGCUGUCCAAAUCACGCUCAAAGGCGCCAUCUAUAGCAUCAAACUAAAGCUUGAAUUUGCGGUUCUCGGCAAGCUCGUCGACGUGGUCCACAGCAACCAGCGGCCGUCGUCGCUCGAGAACGCGGUGCAGUUGAACUCGCUGGAUGCAGGGCAUAGCCCGAUUCCGCUAGCCGAGUCGUCCAGACUGCCGCGGAAUAUGACAUUUUGCACGGUGGCCGGUGCAUUGGCGUGUGGGCCAUCCCGACAGGAAAAUAAAGCUGUUCCUCGAAGGACGGCGAACGGAAAGAUCGUGACGAUGACGGAAGUGUCGACAUGGGUUGAUCAGCGCACAGGCAACAUCCGCGCCUGA